AUGCGCACGACGCCGCGCAAGAAAAUCGACCUGCUAGCCCCAGCUCCGUCGAGCGCAGACUUUAAUAAUUUUUCACCCAGGAAGGAGAAUGACUGGUUUCUUGAUUCCAAGUCACCGCAGUUGUACGAGGGUGGUGCGCUUCGAGGUGGUGGAGAAAUCAACAUUUGGAGUCGCGAGUACAUUGGCUUGAUCGCGCAGUAUGCAGCAGUGGGUUUGAUCUUCGGUACACUGCCAGGCACCGUCUAUCCUUUUCUCUUCAACUACCUCAACAUGGAAGGCACACAGGUCGUAUCGGCUACGGUGUUAAUCAACAUGCCGUGGUCGUUCAAGCUCUUCUUCGGUAUGCUCACAGACUGCCUUCCAAUUAAGGGCUACAGACGUCGUCCCUUCAUGGUUAUCGGGUGGACUAUCUGCUUCGUGACAUUAGUGGCAAUGGCGUGCAUGGACGCUGGUGCUCCGUAUUACCCGGACAAUAAGUACGCAACGAUGGAGAAGGAAGAGUUAACACCUGAAAUCGUCGCCACGUUCAACGAAUCAGCGCACCAUGUUGGUGGGAAGUUCAUCGCAAUGAUGAUGAUAGCAGCGGUGGGUUACGUUGGCGCCGAUGUCGCGGCCGAUGCCAUGAUGGUGGAAGUUGCUCAACGCGAACCGGAAGCUAGACGCGGGUACUGCCAGACAACGAUCUACAUGGUCCGCACCGCUUUCGUGACCAUCUCUAGCAUCCUCACAGGUUUAGCAUUCAACGGCAAACACUAUGGUGGUGACUUUGACUUCUGUCUAAGCUUCCCACAACUGAUGGCUAUACUCAGUGUGUGUUGCUUCCCCGUGAUUCCUCUGUCGUGGUACUGCAUCAAGGAAGACCGUCAUCCUGGUGUGAUUUUCCGCGACUAUUUAGCUGAACUUUGGUAUCUGAUCCAGCUGCGACCCAUGUACCAAGUCAUCGCGUACAAGUUUUUCGCCGGUAUUUUCGAGAACUUCACUAUCACCUGUUCAGACCCAAUUCAGUCAUACUGGGCCGAGGCCACUCCUCUCAACCAGAAAAUCAUGGCUAUCAUGGGUAAUGGUAUGUUUGCUGUCGCACUGUACUACACUGGCAAAUACGGCCUUCACUGGAACUGGCGGACAAUGCACGCGGUGACGAUUAUCUCCGUGACAGUCAUGGACUUUAUCGUCACAAUGCUCACGACGUGGGACGUUGUACGCAACCAAUGGUUUUGGCUUGGCGUCCCAGUAGCUGAGGCUUUACCCAACGGUAUUGCGUUUGUGAUCGCGACUUUCGUUAUGGUGGAACUGGCGGGUGAAGGCAAUGAAGGAGCUGUGUAUGGCUUGGUGGGAUCCAUCUCUAAUAUUGCUAUCCCUCUGGCCAGCACAUUCACCAAAAACGUAGGCAGCAAUUUCGAUGUGACCAACGCCGACAUUGUCGAGGACUCGAGGCACGUUCGUUGGGAGGUGACGUACGUUCUCGUCAUCCGCUACUCGAUGAACCUUGCAGGGUUGCUCUUCUUGCCGCUUUUACCGCGUCAGAAGGCGGAAACGCAGCAGCUCAAGCUCAAUGGUGGGUACAGUCGAAUUCUAGGAAUGGUAACUCUCGGCUACUUCGCACUUUCAUUAUGCUGGACUGUCAUGGUGAAUAUUAUGAGCAUCUACCCAUCCACCGCGUGUAUGCGCCUCGCAGGAGGGCCUGGGUGCAGUGAUCACAAUGAUAGACAUUAG
Molecule: messenger RNA, 1713 nt
Organism: Phytophthora nicotianae INRA-310
Lineage: Eukaryota; Oomycota; Peronosporomycetes; Peronosporales; Peronosporaceae
Exons: 1
Coding region: 1-1713 (570 amino acids)
Source: RefSeq, a predicted model, not a curated record